AUGGCAUCAAGUAAUCAGUCAUCAGUGGAUGAAUUCAUCUUACAAAGUUUCUCUGAAAAACCUCAGGUUCAAAUAUUUAUCUUCAGCCUUUUCUUAGGACUCUUCAUAGUGGCGUUUAUAGGUAACUCACUAAUUAUCACUGUGAUUAGUCUAAAUUCAGGCCUCCAUACUCCAAUGUACUUUUUCCUUAUAAAUUUGGCCUUGCUGGAUGUUCUCUCCACCACCACUGUGGUGCCUAAGUUGCUGCAGAACCUAAUGACCAAGAACACCAUUUCCUAUAGUGGCUGCAUAGCUCAGAUAUAUUUCCUAACUUGGUGUUUGGGGGCUGAGCUCUUGCUUUUCACAGCCAUGGCCUAUGAUCGGUAUGCAGCCAUCUGCCAGCCCCUCUACUACAGUGCUAUUAUGAGCAAGACAUCUUGCUGUCUCUUAGCAUCUGUGGUUUGGGCUUUCAGUGGGACCAAUACAACAGUAAACAUCAUGAUGACUGUUCACUUGUCCUUUUGCGGACCCAAUGUCAUUGAUCAUUUCUUUUGUGAGAUUCCUCCAUUAUUGCCUCUUUCCUGCUCCUCAACCUACAGCAACAACGUAAUGGUAGUUGUGGCAGAUAUGUUCUUUGCGGUUUUCAAUUUUCUGCUCAUCCUGGUGUCUUAUGGUUUCAUCAUCUCCAGCAUCCUAAAGAUCCGGACAAAGGAAGGGAAGAAGAGAGCAUUUUCCACUUGUUCCUCCCACCUUAUUGUAGUCACUAUGUAUUAUUGCACUAUAAUUUAUAUCUACAUUCUUCCUGUUUUGGGUCAGUCUCUGAAGAAAGGCAAAAUAGCUUCAGUGUUUUAUGUGAUAGUGACCCCAGCCUUGAACCCUGAUCUACUCCCUGAGAAACAAGGAUGUGAAAGUAGCACUCCAGAAAUUAUGGCUAUCUCUUAG
Molecule: messenger RNA, 921 nt
Organism: Dromiciops gliroides (monito del monte)
Lineage: Eukaryota; Metazoa; Chordata; Mammalia; Microbiotheria; Microbiotheriidae
Product: olfactory receptor 13A1-like
Biological process (GO): G protein-coupled receptor signaling pathway
Cellular component (GO): membrane
Molecular function (GO): olfactory receptor activity; G protein-coupled receptor activity
Source: RefSeq, a predicted model, not a curated record